This is a messenger RNA of Striga asiatica, 930 nucleotides long. NCBI's taxonomy places the organism in Eukaryota, Viridiplantae, Streptophyta, Magnoliopsida, Lamiales, Orobanchaceae. The record is from the annotation of a GenBank genome assembly.
AUGAAAUCCCCUAAACUCUCUAUAACAUUUAUCUCCACCUUCAUCUUCCAUUCCCUCAUCCUCCUCCGGCGGUCCGCCGCCACCACCACCACCAACUCUGCCGUUUUCCGGGAAUACAUCGGAGCCGAGUUCAAAAACGUCAAAUUUUCCGACGUCCCGAUAAACCCAGGAGUCGAGUUCCACUUCAUCCUCUCGUUCGCCAUCGACUACACCACAAACUUGUCCUAUAACCCUUCGCCCACCAACGGCAAGUUCAACAUAUUUUGGGACUCGGAAAACCUCACUCCCGAUCGAGUCUCGGCCGUCAUAAAAAAACACCCGAACGUCAAAGUCGCCGUUAGCUUAGGUGGAGACAGCGUAGGCAAAGGGUUCGCCUAUUUCAAGCCACGAAAAAGAAGUUCGUGGCUUUCGAAUGCUGUCUCCACCUUAACAACCAUAAUCGAAGAGUACAACCUUAGCGGAAUCGACAUAGAUUACGAGCACUUCAACUCAACUCCCGAAACGUUUGCGUAUUGCGUAGGGGAGCUCGUCUCGGAGCUCAAGAGAAACGGGAAGAUUUCUUUCGCGUCCAUAGCUCCUUUCGACGACCCGGAAGUUCAAAAGUAUUACACGACUCUUUGGGAAAAAUAUGGGCACGUGAUAGACUACGUGAACUUCCAAUUCUACGCGUACGAUAACCAUACGAGCGUUUCGCAGUUUGUUCAAUAUUUCGAUAAGCAGAGGAUGACAUAUACUGGCGGGAAAGUCUUGACGAGCUUUAUCAGCGACGGGAGUCGUGGAUUGAUUCCGAGUAAAGGGUUUUUCGAAGCUUGCAAGAAGAUCAAGAAAAGGGGAGAGCUUUAUGGGAUAUUUGUUUGGUGUGCAGAUGAUUCAAAGAAGUUAAGGUUCAAAUAUGAGAUUGAGUCACAAAAACUGCUAGCAAGUCCAUGA